Messenger RNA from Ostrea edulis (European flat oyster), 2365 nucleotides. RefSeq names its product heat shock 70 kDa protein 12A-like. Bases 236 to 2047 code for a protein of 603 amino acids. Gene Ontology annotation, molecular function: ATP-dependent protein folding chaperone; ATP binding. The transcript has 5 exons. Lineage: Eukaryota; Metazoa; Mollusca; Bivalvia; Ostreida; Ostreidae. The record is from RefSeq and is a predicted model, not a curated record.
AAAUGCAGUCUUUAAUGAAUGAUUCGACGAUUAGGAACGUAUUUUUGCACUGCUAUGAGGUUAAAUGCUCAAAUGUUCGCCGUACCAAAUAAGAUAUAAAGACAUGUUUAUUGUACUAGUGCCAAGAGAUAACUUAAAUGUCGAAUGUCUUUAAAUCACAAACUAAAAAUGUCGUGAAGCAAUACACGUUUAUCAUUACCGAUAAGGAAAUUAUUCAAUUCUGAAUUUUGAAAUAAUGUGUGAAAGCGAGUACAUCGCUAAGAAGCCCGUGGUUGUCGCUAUAGAUAUAGGGACCGCCUACAGCGGAUAUGCAUAUUCCUUUAGAGAGAAUCCUUACGACAUUACAGUGAGAGAAUGGACAUUGGAUACAAACUUGUCAACAAGAGCACCCUCUUCCGUCCUGUUAACACCAGCAUUGACUUUCCAUUCUUUUGGAUAUGAAGCAGAAAGGGAAUUUUCAAAUUUAUUUGCAAAAAAAGAACACAAGGAGUGGAAUUUCGUUCUCGGAUUUAAAAUGGUCUUAAACGAAAAAAAGAAAUUUAAUAUAGAUAUGUUGAAUGUAUUGGACAUCCAGAAGCAUUACGUUCCAGCCGGUGCCGUGUUUGCAGGAGUGAUACGAUCCCUGAAAGACGACCUCCUACAGCAGCUGCAGAAUAGAGGCUAUCACCACGGUGUGGACGACAUUCAGUUUGUCGUCACGGUACCCGCGAUUUGGAGUGACACAGCAAAGCAGGCGAUGACAGAAUUCUCAGUUAAGGCAGGAAUCAAAAGAGAAAACCUGAUGGUCGCUUACGAACCGGAAGUUGCGGCUCUUCAUUGUCUAUCAAUACCAGCAAAUCAGGUCACUCUACGAACCAAGGAUAACAUCGCUAUGAUGUUUCGACCCGGAUGCUGCUUUCUAGUUUUGGAUCUUGGUGGUGGCACUGCUGAUAUUACGGUUCAGAGAGUGGAGAAGGAUGGGAAGCUUAGUCAACUCCACGUCGCUACCGGAGGAAACUGGGGUGGAACUUGCGUUAACAAAUCAUUCUUUCAAGACCUCAUAAAACAUCUCGGAGAAAAUGCAUUUCAAAAAUUCAUGGCAAAACAUUCAGGGGAUUAUUUUGAAUUAAAUAAUCAAUUUGAGAUAGCAAAAAGGAAUUUUAGGAAUGACCAAGAAAUUGUAACUUUGAACAUUCCUUCUUCUCUCGAGGAAAUAACGGAGGAGGCUAAUGAGAAAAAGAUAAGUGAUAUUCUUGAGGAGUUGGAAACACGUGAUAGCGUAUCAUACUGUGAGGGAAAACUGAGUUAUACAGGAGAAUACUUCAAGACAUUCUUUUCUUUGUCGAUUCAAUCGAUCAUUGAUCAAGUUUUAAGAAUUUUGAAGAGUAGGAAAUGUAGCGAAGUUAAGUACAUCUUGAUGGUUGGAGGUUUUUCAGAAUCCGAAGUUGUCAGGACCAAAAUUAAAGAGGUGUUUCCAAACCUACGAGUCAUCUUACCUGAAGAUGCCGGUCUUUCCGUCUUGAAAGGUGGUGUGAUCUUUGGUCAUGCCCCCGACACUAUACGUUUCCGAGUUUGCCCUCAGACGUACGGAAUGGCCAUGCACGAUUAUUUCAAUCCGAAAUUGCACGAUUUGUCUCGAAGCUGUAAAGUUGGAAACGUACAAUAUAUCGUUGGGUGCUUUGAGAAAUUGUUUGAAAAAGACGAAGUUAUAGAGGUUGGUCAGAAAAAGACAAUCCGGGUGGCUGAAGACUUUAGUACGCAAUCGGAAUGUGCACGAACUGAGAACAAGGAAAUCGAGAUGUAUUCCUCAGCUGAACAAGAUCCAAAAUUUAUCUCAGAUCCUGGGUGUGUGUUACAGGGCGUCAUUGUGGUAUCACCACCGGGCGGGAAAUGGCCGGAUAAAAUGAAGGGGAAGAUAACUUUUGAAGUGACUGCAACAGGACUAAAAGUGUCCUUCAUGGACAGGAAUACAAAAUGCACAAGCGGUGGUAAAAUAAAAUUCACAGAACCCAGGCAGUCAACUGAUACAAAUCCCCUGUAUAGAUCUUUUAAAAAAGAUAAAUCAUGAGUAUACUAUCUAUCUAAAACGUUUGCAUUUUUUCCCAACAUUUUCUUAUUUCUUCUCAAUGUCCGUGUAGCGUGUGACAACAUGCCGAUAAUUCCAUCGGUAUCGAAAAUAAAGCUUUUCAACUUCUUUAGAUAGAUGGUCCAGCGGUCUAACGCGUUGGUCACAAGCCGCUUGGAGUUUUGGUUCUGCAUGCAGUGAUUUCAACCCCGGGCUGGAGCAGGAGUGUGGAUAUGAAUUCCUCAGUGACUUUAUUUUGUAUCUAUGUAUUUGUAACAUAUACAUUUUCGUAAAUUAAAUUUGCACAAUUUUUUCAUUGUU